CAGCAGCUGCGGCGGCUGGUCUCCGCCUGGGCGGGGAAGAGGCGUUCGGCGGCGGUGGCGCGCCCUCGCAGCUGGCCGGCGGCGGCGAGUCCAGCCUUGCCUCUCGGGGCGUUCUGCCGGCGGGGUCGCAGCGUUCGCGGCUGGAAUGGUGCUGGCGCCGGCGUUCGGUGCCUGCGUUCUACGGAGGGAGCAGUCCGAGCGCGGGAGCCGCGAUGGAGAUGCUACUGCUGCAGCCCUUGGGAUGUACCAAGCUGUGCCAUCAGAAGCCUCUGGAUCUGAAAGAUGAUAAUACUGAAAAGCACUGUCCUGUUACAGUGAACCCUUGGCAUAUGAAGAAAGCUUUCAAAGUUAUGAAUGAAUUAAGAAGUCAAAACUUGCUAUGUGAUGUAACAAUAGUAGCAGAAGAUAUGGAAAUUGCAGCUCAUAGAGUUGUGUUAGCCGCUUGCAGUCCGUACUUCCAUGCCAUGUUUACAGGUGAAAUGAGUGAAAGUCAGGCAAAGAGAGUUCGAAUAAAAGAAGUGGAUGGCUGGACUCUGAAGAUGCUCAUUGAAUAUGUUUACACUGCUGAAAUUCAGGUUACAGAAGAAAAUGUACAGGUCCUUCUCCCGGCAGCUAGUUUGUUGCAGUUACAGGAUGUAAAGAAGAGUUGCUGUGAUUUUCUGGAAACCCAGCUUCAUCCUGUCAACUGCCUGGGCAUUCGUGCUUUUGCUGACAUGCAUGCAUGCACAGACCUACUGAACAAGGCCAACAUAUAUGCAGAACAGCACUUCACUGAGGUUGUACUUGGUGAGGAAUUUCUGAAUCUCGGCGUAGAGCAGGUGUGCAGCUUAAUAUCAAGUGACAAACUCACAAUUGCAUCAGAAGAAAAGGUAUUUGAAGCAGUGAUAGCUUGGGUCAACCAUGACAAAGAUGUGAGACAAGAGCUUAUGGCACGUCUCAUGGAACACGUCCGCCUGCCAUUGCUCUCCCGAGAGUAUUUGGUUCAGAGAGUUGAAGAGGAAGCGCUAGUUAAAAACAGCAGUGCAUGUAAGGAUUACCUCAUUGAAGCAAUGAAGUACCAUUUGUUGCCACUUGAGCAAAGAGCUUUGAUGAAGAGUACGCGGACCAGACUAAGAACACCUGCCAGUCUCCCAAAACUGAUGAUGGUGGUUGGAGGACAGGCGCCAAAGGCCAUCCGCAGUGUGGAAUGUUAUGAUUUUAAAGAAGAACGCUGGCACCAAGUUGCUGAACUACCUUCCAGAAGAUGUAGAGCAGGAGUAGUCUAUAUGGGUGGGCUGGUCUUUGCUGUUGGUGGUUUCAAUGGUUCAUUGAGAGUUCGCACAGUGGAUUCAUAUGAUCCCGUGAAGGAUCAAUGGACAAGUGUUGCUAAUAUGCAAGACAGAAGAAGCACUUUAGGAGCUGCUGUAUUAAAUGGGCUUCUGUAUGCUGUCGGAGGAUUUGACGGCAGUACAGGUUUAUCCUCAGUAGAAGCCUAUAAUAUGAAGACUAAUGAGUGGUUUCAUGUGGCUCCAAUGAAUACGAGGAGAAGUAGUGUUGGUGUAGGUGUAGUUGGAGGCAUGCUGUAUGCAGUUGGUGGCUAUGAUGGUGCAUCACGUCAGUGCCUUAGUACAGUGGAGUGCUAUAACUAUAGUACAAAUGAAUGGACCUACGUUGCAGAAAUGGGCACUAGGCGUAGUGGAGCAGGUGUUGGUAUCUUAAACAACUGUUUGUAUGCUGUAGGAGGACAUGAUGGUCCUCUAGUUAGGAAAAGUGUUGAAGUGUAUGAUCCCACUGUCAAUACAUGGAAACAGGUUGCAGAUAUGAAUAUGUGCAGGAGAAAUGCAGGAGUUUGUGCUGUGAAUGGGCUCUUAUAUGUAGUCGGAGGAGAUGAUGGUUCUUGUAACUUGGCAACAGUGGAAUAUUAUAACCAAACCACAGAUAAGUGGACAGUUGUAUCAUCUUGUAUGAGUACAGGAAGGAGCUAUGCAGGUGUAACAGUUAUUGACAAACCAUUGUGAGUUGGAGAGAUUUUACCUUGAUUGUGCACUAGAAGAAAGCUUCAGCGUUAUUGAAGUGAAUAAGCAUUAAAGCGCUUCUCAAGUUAUAGCUGCACAUUGAGCAUGUUGGAAGCUGUGAUCUACCAUUAAAGACGGAAAUGAAGAUUAUUCUAGGUUGAAGCAAUGUGCAAUAAUGCUUUAUUUGACAUUAAGCCACAUCUGAUUGAGAUGUAGCAAAGAUAUAUGGACCACAGUUCUUCGUUGGAUCUCUGGGCAAAAUUCCUUUAAGGACCAGUCUUGUCUGUUAUGGUUGAAUCUGGAUUUUUUAAAAUCUGGAUUUUAAAUUGAAUCUGGAUUUUUUUUUAAAAAAAGUGAAAGAUAAAGUGGUUUGUCCUGUGUCUUUUUUUCCCAAAGAAAAAGAGAAAUAUCCAUGAACGGCAGGUUUUCAGAAACAGUGUUGAAUCCUUACUCAAUACUACAACUGGCAUGAGAACCUGGUUGCUUUUUGGGGUGGGGAGGAAUACUCUUUGGUUACAUAACUAUUGUCUGCAUAUUAAAUGUGCAAGUAGCUUUCCUUUAUACCUGUUUGAAAUAUCAUGAUUCUCUUUAUAAUUGGGACAGUACUUUGAAGUAUGCCAGUACUGUGUUGUAAAAUAGAAGUGUAUAUUUUGAUAUUAAUUGAUGCUUUAACAAUAAUGCCACUUGCAGAAAAGAUACAGUGCUCCUGAAAUAAGUAUAAUUUCAAAAUGUUUUUUAAGUUUACUAAUUAUCUUUGUUUACUAUUUUUUUUGUUUUUGUUUUGAUGUAUACUGUCAUUAAGUUUAAUAUGCAGCAUGACCAUAAUUACAGGUUUUUAACGAAUGUAUGGAGUUCUGUUUUACUUGCAUGGCAUUUAAAAGGUUCAGUGUAAUUCUAGCUGCUAUUGAAGACUACAUACUGUAUGUGAACAUGUUUGUAAAGAAAUGGCAUUUUGAUUCCUGGAUGCUUUAAAUAUGACCAAAAUUAUUGUCAUUUUGACGUAUUUUCUUUAAUAAAACUUUGCAUAUUUUUUUUCUUAAA
Messenger RNA from Heteronotia binoei (common prickly gecko), 3035 nucleotides. RefSeq names its product kelch like family member 2 (gene KLHL2). Gene Ontology annotation, molecular function: protein binding. Bases 213 to 1997 code for a protein of 594 amino acids. The record is from RefSeq and is a predicted model, not a curated record. Lineage: Eukaryota; Metazoa; Chordata; Lepidosauria; Squamata; Gekkonidae. The transcript is spliced from 15 exons.